UGUUACUCUGGUUAUAUUGUUCUAUCCGACGUUGCCUUGGUGUCUGUUCCUACAAGCGAGCGACUGCUACUGAACACGUCCACCUACAAUAAUACCUCAUCUCCUCGCAUAACACCCCCCUCCCUCCUUUCGCUGCUAGCCGAGCUUUGAGACAUAUUCGGUCCCUUCUCCGUACUCUUAUCACAUCUUCACGACGCCAUUGCCCCAAUACAUACCCUACCGUAAACAUGGCCGACAUGAAAGAAGGAAAGUUCGUCCACGACUCCACGGUGGCUCCCAAGUCGGACCGUGUCCUCCCCCUAUUUUCCCUCAAGGGCAAGACGGCCAUCGUCUCGGGUGCCAGCGCAGGCAACAUCGGACUGGGAAUAGCCCAAGCCCUCGCCGAAGCUGGCGCCAACGUAGCCAUCUGGUACAACAGGAGGAAAGAGGAGGCCGAGACAUCUGCCGCGGAAAUCGAAAAGGAGUACGGCGUCAAGUGCCAAGCCUACCAAGUAAACGUCACCUCGUACGACGCGGUCGCCGAGGCCGUCGACACCAUCGUGCGGGCCUUCAACGGCCGGCUCGACGUCUUCGUGGCCAACUCGGGCGUCGCGUGGACCAAGGGCCCCAUGCUGGACGGGCCCAUCGACAUGUACACGGACGUGGUCAAGACCAACCUGGACGGCACCUACUUCAGCGCGCGGGCGGCGGGGCUGCACUUCCGGCGGCAGAAGCGCGAGGGGACCGACCUGGUGGGCGGCAAGCCGCUCGACCCGCCCUUCACCACGGGCAGCUUCAUCGCCACCGCCAGCAUGAGCGGCCACAUCGUCAACGUGCCCCAGCUGCAGGCCUCGUACAACGCCAGCAAGGCGGCUGUGAUCCACCUCUGCAGGAGUCUGGCGGUCGAGUGGACUGGUUUUGCCCGCGCCAACUCGGUUAGCCCGGGGUACAUUGUUACGAGCAUCUCGGAGUUUUGUGACGAGGAUACGAAGAGGGCGUGGAAGGACAAGAUCCCGAUGGGCCGUGAGGGUGAGGUGUCCGAGCUCAAGGGUGCAUACAUCUAUCUGGCGUCGGAUGCGUCAUCGUAUACUACGGGAACGGAUAUCAACGUUGACGGCGGAUACUGCGCGCCAUAAAGGAGGCGGAUAUGGCGGCGAAUGUGGGAGGAUUCGUGGGAGGAUUCUUGAGUGUGUUGAGAGACAAUGUGUUUCAUAAGUAAGGUACCUGUAUUUCGUAGAUAGAAGAGUGAG
Messenger RNA from Chaetomium fimeti, 1229 nucleotides. RefSeq lists its product as uncharacterized. The coding region runs from base 228 to 1115 and encodes 295 amino acids. Gene Ontology annotation, cellular component: intracellular anatomical structure. Lineage: Eukaryota; Fungi; Ascomycota; Sordariomycetes; Sordariales; Chaetomiaceae. Gene Ontology annotation, molecular function: oxidoreductase activity, acting on NAD(P)H, oxygen as acceptor. The transcript has 3 exons. The record is from RefSeq and is a predicted model, not a curated record.